Molecule: messenger RNA, 2169 nt
Organism: Penicillium salamii
Lineage: Eukaryota; Fungi; Ascomycota; Eurotiomycetes; Eurotiales; Aspergillaceae
Source: the annotation of a GenBank genome assembly
AUGAGCAAGCGUUCAUUCGAGGUCUCUAUAGCAGGGGCACAGUCCCCCGAUCCUGAUGGCCUGCCAAUCCAGGACCUGCUCUCGGGCGAAGAGCACGGUCAGCCAUCUGGAAACUCAAAGAGACCCCGGAACUUCAUUGCCACGGUUGCAUGCGAGACGUGUCGGCUGAAGAAGACCAGAUGCGACGAAUCCCGGCCCAGAUGUGGACUGUGUAAGUCCCUGGGGCUGGAGUGUGUUUAUAAUGAACGUAAAACGUCAAAACGCGAUCAGUCGAUCACAAUGAUCAUGAGCACUCUCCACCGCUUGGAGACAAAGUUGGAGAAUAUCCCAUCAUCCAUUGUGAGCGACCUGCAGUCUCUCCGGGGCCAAAUUCAGACACCUGGAAAUGACCUGCAGACCCAGUCAUUGCCUGCCGUGGGUGAUGAGGGUAACCAGCUCAUAUCAACGUUACCCACGGCGGGUGAAAACUUCACGCCAGCAGCAGCAGGGGAUGGUGACGACUUUGAGCUCGAAGAGAGCCAGACCAAGCCAGACUCGGCAGGCCGGGUCUCCAUCUCUUUCAGUCAACAUGGUGUCAUUCAGUGGCCUGGUGCCCGACAGAUCCUCCCGAAGCAGUUGCUUGCCGCCUACGAAAUGCUCGGGAAAAACUAUGUAAUUGAACUGGAAUCUGAGCGACCUCCACUACCCAUGUUCAUCACCCCAUUUCCAUUACAAGCGGGAGAUCACUGGUUAGAGGUUCUCCCGCUCGCUAUGAUUAGGGGCCUGGCCGAUGCGUUCUUUGACGUUUUCAACCCCUUCACCCCGAUCAUGGACAGGGGAUUCUUCUUCUCCUUCACGCUGGGGUCUGCCAUUGAAAGCGGAUUCGGGUAUAACCUAGAGAGCUGUCUGGUUCUCAAUGUGUUGGCAUUGGGCUGUCUUGCCGUUCUCGCCUACCAGGAAGGAGAUUAUCCCCUGCCUGGCACUCAAGGCCAUCGAUUUGAAUCCCCAGACUGGAUCAACGUUCUGUAUGAAGAACAGCCCGGGCUGCGGUUCUUCAACGAAGCCCGGCGACGUAUUGGCUUCUUGAUGUGUGACAACGAUAUUCAAAGUUGUCAAUUCUACCUUCUCUCCUCUGUAUAUUAUAACCAAAUCCCUCGCCCUAUGGACUCUUGGGCCAUGAUUCAUCGUGCGGCCACCUGCUGUUUGUCCAUGCUGACCAACCAUGAUGUAAACUUUGAUGUGUGGGAAGGCGACAUGAAAUCCCGUGUAUAUUGGAAUUGUCUCAUGAAUGAGACUAUUCUAGUACAAGAACUUCACUUACCUUCAAGUGGCCUCUCGCGGCUAGAGGAACAAGUCCCGAUACCCAAAUUCAUCGGCUUCGAAAUGAAUGGCUACGCCUCAAACCGCUUCAUCUCAUCCAGCGGAAUCGACGACUCAUAUUUCCAAUAUCAUUUCCUAGCCCAAGUGGCCCACCGCAUUAUUUUAACACGGAUCCGUCACUCUCUCUAUUUCUACUCCGAUUCAGGAACAUUCCCUCUCCCAGCUGUUAAUACCGAACUUCACCACCAGCUAGAACAGUGGCGCAACAAUCUCCCAAUCUCAAUUCAAUUCAACCACGCCCCAUACUCUUCUCACCUCGCCUCCUCUCACCCAACCCCCGGAACCCCCUCCAUUCAUCCUUCCCCCGCCGCAUCAGUGGCAUCGCCAGCCCAACUCUCCUCUCCCAGACCCAGACCCAGACCAACAGACCAGACCCGGCCCCUCACGCCAGGAACAGCAGUAACAGACGCCAUGCUCCAAGGUCGCUAUCUAAUCGCACGUUUCCACAUCGGCCGUCCAUAUAUUUACAAAGCACUUCGCAUCCCGCACCUUCUAUCAGACGAGGACUUCGUCCAGGUCAGAAGUGGCCUUCAAAAUGCCAUGGGAUGGCCAGUGACCCAGGGCAUCUUCAGAAAAAUGAAGAGUUGCAUCCCGAUAAGAUUUGCAUUCUGCUCUCAGUUCUUUGGUCAAAUUCUUCUCUUUUAUUGCAUAGCCCACUCGCCUAGCCAGCGCGUUCGUGAGACUCUGCCUGAAGGCUGGGAACGCUGGAAUGAGGAGAUGGUAGGGUUCUUGGAGGAUUGUGCAUUGCAUAGUCCGGCUGUUGCGCAGGACUUGGACUUGUUGCGGUCUCUAUGGCCUGAAAGUCAAUGA